This is a messenger RNA of Meleagris gallopavo (turkey), 1358 nucleotides long. RefSeq names its product neurturin (gene NRTN). NCBI's taxonomy places the organism in Eukaryota, Metazoa, Chordata, Aves, Galliformes, Phasianidae. The record is from RefSeq and is a predicted model, not a curated record. Gene Ontology annotation, molecular function: glial cell-derived neurotrophic factor receptor binding; receptor tyrosine kinase binding; growth factor activity.
AUUUAAAAAGGAGAAAUGUUUGGAGUUUGCAAGGAGCUGAGAUGAGAAAAAGGGGAUGGGAGGUGACUGCGAGUCAGCGCCGCUCUCCGAAGGCUGGCGGUGAGGGGGGUUUAAUGGCUGCACCCAUCAGCUCCCACCAGGUCCAACCUGCUCUGGAUGGGCAGAUCCCAGCACUGUCAGAGUUUCAAUGUUCUGACUUGCUCUAAGAUGAAGGUAUGGAAGUUUGCAGCCAUUGCAUCGAUGCUCCUCAGUUCCAUGUUAUCCAUUUUAGUUUGUAGAGACAUGUUCAACGGAAGCCGGACAUACAGCCCCUUGCCUUCCUCGCUGGCCUCACGGGCAUCCUCCUCCUCCUCUUCCUCUUCCUCGCUGCCGGUGGCUCCGCGGAGACCCCCCCGGGCCCUGCCACGCCACAGCUCUCUGCUCUCCCAGUACAGCAGCCUGCUGGAGAGCUACACGGAAGGGGAGAUCCGGCAGCUCAUCUCGGCGCUGGUGGAACGCUACAGCCAGGCAAUGAACUCGGGCGGCCACGAGCUGCCCCUCUUCCCCAAAACGGGCAACCGCAUGAAGCGGGCACGCGCCCGCCACAAACCCUGCGCCCUGAAGGAGCUGGAGGUGAGCGUCAGCGAGUUGGGCCUGGGCUACGAGUCGGAUGAGACCGUGUUGUUCCGCUACUGCAGCGGCACCUGCGACUCAGCCGUCAGGAACUACGACCUCUCGCUGAAGAGCGUGCGCAGCCGGAAGAAGAUCAGGAAGGAGAAGGUGCGCGCGCGGCCCUGCUGCAGGCCGCUCUCCUAUGAUGAUGAUGUCUCCUUCUUGGAUGCCUACAACCGUUACUACACCGUCAAUGAGCUGUCGGCCAAAGAGUGCGGCUGUGUGUGAAGGGCCGGGUUGGGGGGUGGCCCAAUGGGGGCGAAGGCUACGGUGGGGAUGGGGAUGGACCCCGCACCGCUGCCCGCCCCAUGGAACUCCCGUGUCCAGUUGGAGGAAGAGAGACGACCCGUGGACCUACCGUGUCCAUUGGGAAGAGGAAAGAUGCCCCGUGGACCUUCCGUGUCCAUUGGGAGGAGGAGAAAUGCCCCACAGACCCCCCAUGUCCGCUGAGACCCUCCACGUCCGUGUGGGAGGAAGAGAGAUGCCCCACAGAUCAUCCAUGUCCAUUGGGAGGAGGAGAGAUGCCCCAUGGACCCUCCAUGUCCGGUGGGAGGAGGAGUGAUGCUCCAUGGACCCUGCAUGUCCACUGGGACCCUCUUUGUCCAUGGAGGAGAAGAAGAGUUCCCCCUUGGACCCUCUAUGUCCAUGGGGGAGGAGGAGAGAUGCCCCGUGGACCCCUACAUGUCCAGUGGGAGGAGGAGAGACUG